Ostrea edulis (European flat oyster) is the source of this 6091-nucleotide messenger RNA. RefSeq names its product protein tyrosine phosphatase type IVA 2-like. Gene Ontology annotation, cellular component: nucleus. The transcript is spliced from 7 exons. Gene Ontology annotation, molecular function: protein tyrosine phosphatase activity. The record is from RefSeq and is a predicted model, not a curated record. NCBI's taxonomy places the organism in Eukaryota, Metazoa, Mollusca, Bivalvia, Ostreida, Ostreidae. The coding region runs from base 4330 to 4851 and encodes 173 amino acids. Gene Ontology annotation, biological process: protein dephosphorylation.
GGGUUAUUACGGCCAUAAAUUGACCUAUGAUAUCAAAAAUCUUCUUUUCUACGAUUACAUAUAUCUGUAAGAAAAACUGAAUGCAUAGUAAUCUAGACCAGGAAGGCUUCUGACCAAAUUCUAAAUUUCAUGAUCCAUGGGAUAAAGGUCAUCUGACUCCUAAGUAGGGUCAUUAUACCCCCCACAAACGAAGUUGGGGGGGGGGGCGGUAUACUGGAAUCACUUUGUCCGUCCGUUUGUCCGUAGACGCAAUUUGUCCGAAGUUUAUUUCUAAUACCGCUGGACAUAUUUCAUUCAAACUUUAUGCACAUCUUCUAUAUAUUAUGUAGUUGUGCAUCUCCUAUUUUCAUAGAAAUAUUUUAACAGUUAUAGAAGUUACACACAUUUUCUUUUCAUUUUGGGGGUUGCGCACUUUGUCCAGAGUUUAAUUCUAAUACCAUUGAACAGAUUUGAUUCAAACUUUAUUCUCAUCUUAUAUAUAUAAUGUACCGGUAGUUGUGCAUCUUCUAUUUUCAUUGAAAUAUUUUAACAGUUAUGGAAGUUACAGACAUUUUCUGGUUUGGUUGUACUUGUAGUAAUAGACACAAUUUGUCCAGAGUUUCGCAAUUUGUCCGAAGUUUAUUUCUAAUACCGCUGGACAUAUAUAAUGUGAAAAUAUCCAAUGUGCUUGCAUUAAAUAUUUCCCAUAAUCUUAUAUGUCCCACGGGGGGUAUUAGUCUCAUUAGGACAGUUCUAGUUUAAUUUGGCAUGUAGUGUAUGUAAAACAUAUGAAUUAGUAUCUUAUUUAAUGCUAUUGAUACUAAAUUGAAAGUAAAUGGAUAUUAUGGUCAUUGAAUAAAUGUCUUUAUCAUUUGAAGGACUUCUCUAAUAAUAGGAUACUAUUAUAAAAACUAAAUGCUUAUUAAGGAAAAGAAAAUGGGAUACAGAUAUAUUCCAAUUAAAAUUGUGAAUUUCACAACCCCAAGGUUCUAAUUUAGGGCGGGUCCAAAAUAGUCAUAUAGUGAUAACAUUAUUAUGUAAAUUAAGUCUUGUAUCAUUUAAUAUGGGCACUUUCAGGAGCAUUUUGUGUUUUGUAUUGCUGCAGAAUAUAUCUGAAUGGAUAUGCAGAACAGUUAAAAUUAAAUAGAUUUUGCAACCCGGCCUGUGGACAACUAUGUUAAUAUUACUUUUAACUAAUAUUCAGCAUGCUCAGGUGACCAAUAAGACCUGUAGGCCACUUGUUGAAAAAUAAUUUCAAUUCAUGCCAAAUAUCUUGUUCACUAAUUUUGAGAGCAAUGACCACAUAUGCAUGGUUAAAUUUCAUUCAAAGUGACUUUUAAUUCUUUAGUUGGGAAAAAGCAAUUAAUGGAGAAUAAAUACAUUAAUCUUUAGUUUCAAAGAAUUUUCAUGUGACUGCUUUUUUUCUCUAUUGGGAACUUUAAGGUAAUUCCCCAUACCACAUCUUAAUAUUGAAAAACCUACAGAUUUCUAUCAAAAUUCGCAUGUAUUUUGUCGAGGAUGUAUAUUGACCAAAUGUUCAGUGGCCUUUCCCAGAGUACAGCCACUUCUAAAAAUAGAACACAUCACUUUAAAACAAGCAGUCUUAACAUACACACAUUUUAAGGCACUGUCUUUAUCUAAACGAUAGAAAUAUGUUUCUUUCAUAUGAAUUAAAGAAAAUGUAUUGCAUUUGACUAUUUUCAAUAAUUUUUCAUCUACUGAACCAUGCUCUUGGUUUCUAGGUGAUGAAAAUGCGUGUAUAGUAGUCAGUUUUUUACUAUAACCAUAGCCUACCGUAUCCGGAAAUUUGUGUUUUCAAAAACCUUCAGAUUUUUGAAACAUUUCAAUAUGUUUUACCUUUACACUCCAGCUAUCAUUUGACAUUAGAAGUAGAUAGGGUAUCGGAUAAUUUGAGAGCCAUCUAGGUUAAAAAACUUGAAAAAACACCUAUUGGAAAAUGGUGUCUAAAAUUCCUAUCUCUGCAAACAUGUUUCAUUCACCAUUUAGAUUACUAAAUUACCAUUUCAAGAAAUAUCACAGGCUAGUUUUUGAAAAACAGUUUAAAAUAUUAAAGCUUCAAAUAACUAAAAACCACUUUCAUUGAUUGCCGUAAGCUUUAGGGAUCAGGCUUGAAGUUAGAAAAAUCCUAACUUUACUAUGGAGCUUAGCCUACGUCACACGAACACUGACAUGACGUAACAAUAGAUGAAAAAAUAAAAUUAUGUCGUCAGAUCUAGUUGGAACAAAAUAAUGUAGAUCAGACUGAUUUUUACAAUUUUAACUUUCAUUCAGAGAAUGCUAACCUAUGCUCAAGUUACAAAUUUUGGGAAAUUCAUAUAUUUAAAAACACAUGAAUUCUGCAUUCCUCGCCCCCUUGGUAAUUUUUAGUUCCUGGUAGUUUUUAACAAUACGAUACAGCCAUGCGAUGUGAGUGUUAACGACAUGUAAGUACCGCGUACAUUCCGAGACGUUUUAAUCCAUGUCCGGCCAGAAAAGUGUUUUAGAUAAAAGAAAAUUACAUUACAACACCCAUGAUCCAUACUGUACGUACAAGAACACAAACGUAAGACUCCUAGGCCUAGAGUUAUAGGGCCUAAAUAUAAAUCUGUCAGCAUAUAUAUGCACAUUUAUUAUGGAUUCGGAGGGCCUCGAAAGCGAUUUUUGUGAAUAAAUAUAAAAAAUUUGCAAGGGGGUACAACGUCAGUAUAGCUUUAGAUUAUGCAUAUAUUUUAUUUAGAUCAUGACAACAUCUAUUGUAUUCUUUCAGAUUUAAAUAAAUUAUAAGGAAAACAUAACAAAAAUAUGUGACUGUCAGUACACGUAGCACACAAAAAUUUUGUCAGUUGUAUAGGAGAUACGAUAUUUCUACCCGUCAUUAAUGAUCUGAUCAGAAAUCACACAAAAGAAAUGGCCUAUAAUAGAUAAAUUGAAGGUUGGCAACACAAUUUAACAUCAUAAUCUGUAAUAUUUGCAGAAAUCUCACGGGAAUUACUAAAAGACUGUGUGCCAUAACGCAAUGUGUAUGAAAAGGGUUUGUUUGUAUUAUUGCGAUUCGUUUGUUGUUUUUUAAUUCUAAAUUUUUGUUGUUUGCUUUCAAACAAUCAGUCCUAAUACGGUCUACAACAUUCACCAAAAUGCAGUCGGGUUCGUUGAAUGUGUGAUAACGUUCGUGACUCGUGAAUAACAUUUCUAACGUUAUUUGACGUGGUAUGGGGAAUUACCUUAAAUCACCUGUCAAGGGAUAGUGUGUGUGUGUGUGUAUAUAUAUAUAUAUAUAUGUAUAUUAAAAAAAUAUGAAAAGAAAACACAGAAAUCCUCCGUAAAGCUUUAGCGCUUUCAUUACAUCUUCAGAAGCUUUACAAAAAUGUAUACAUAGCAGUAUUAUAUACAUAUAUAUACAUACACCUGAUUGAGUGCCUUUAUGUUACAGCUUCUAAAAAUUCACUGUAGCCAAAAUUUCAGGAUACUUUUUAUUUUUAUUCAUAUCUUUUGAUGACUCGCAUCAAACGAAAAAUAACUUGAUAUGGCCCAAUUCACAAGAAUUUUGUGUGAUUCAUUCAGCCAGGUGACCAGCAUGUGGUGAUAGUGCAAGUAAUUUCAAAUCAACCACGUACCUUCAUGUGCAAGUCGCAAGUAUUGGCGGGUCAUGGCUUUAUUGAUGUAGAUAAAUGAAGGAAAAUAUAUUUGUUUGAAGUACAUCUACUGAUAGCAUGUCUUGGUGUAUGUAGAGGAAUGACAGGAACGGUUUAUUGUUUGAGUGGGUGUGGCUGUUUACCUCAGAGAUAGAGACUUGUGAUAUGGAAAUGUCAAGACUAUAGCAAUGAAAAUUAGUUGAUGAGAGACCCACGAGGACGUGUAAAAGAGAGGGGCAAAUUUGUGACAGAAUUUGUCCUAUGCCUAACUCCACAGAGCUGUUGGUUACAGGCUGAGUUCCGCAGUGAAUUUGGUCACACAUAUAUGGAGUUUGUUACAAACAGUGGCGACUAUUGCCAGGCCCAACACGUAUAAACCCUAGCUUAGGAAAUCAGUCAGUGGCUGCCAAAUUAUCGGUGCUUUAGCGUCACGUUUUGUUCAUUUUAUGGAUUGUUUUUAUUUUGGCGAACACUGAUGGGGUAAUUGUACAAACUUUUGUGGGUACUUGGAUUCCACCCAUUUGUCUUUCAUCUCAAGAAAAAUAGAAUUCAUGUGCAUGAUGGGACUUCCCUGAACCUCAUACAUCUAUACACAGCAUCUGGUUUUGAAGUGACUUUGACACCAAGACUUCUUUUAUGUAACAAAGUAUUGCCACUAUCAGCUGCAUUGAAACAGCAUUUACUUAUAUUUUCGUUUGGAGUAUAAUCUCACUUGUAAAUGACCGCCAUGAAAGCCAGACGCCCAGAACCCGCUGAAAUUGAGUUCAAGAACAUGCGAUUCUUGAUUAUGGAUAGACCAACAGACUCAACUAUGGAGAAGUUCAUUGAGGAACUGAAAAAGCGAAGAGCAAAAGAUGUAGUCCGAGUUUGUGAACCAACUUAUAAAACAGAACAACUGGUGCAAGAAGGAAUACGAGUACUGGAUUGGCAGUUUGAUGAUGGUAACCCACCACCUGCAAUGGUGGUAGAUGAAUGGUUUAACCUGCUCAAGACCCGCUUCAGAGAGGAACCGGGCUGUUGUGUGGCUGUUCACUGCGUGGCUGGACUAGGAAGGGCACCAGUUUUAGUUGCCCUUGCGCUGAUUGAAUGUGGAAUGAAGUAUGAAGAUGCAGUUGAAUUAAUCAGAGAAAAGAGACGUGGGGCAAUCAACGCUAAGCAGUUAAUGUUCCUGGAACACUACCGUCCAAAGUCUCGAUUGAAGCAGCGCGGCAAUGGGCAUAAGCAGUGCUGUGUAAUGUAGCUCCAGUAGGACUGAAAUUUGUCAUAUAUAGCAUCCAUUGUCAGUUAGUUCUGUAAUUUCAUUCUACACAUGCUGAAUUUGUGAUAUGAAUUUCUUGGGAAAAAAUGAAGUAUUUUUUGUUGAUAUUCCAGUUGUUUCAUGUUGUAGUGAUUUAAAUUAUCCAGUUUUAAAUAGUGUGUGUUAUUCAGUGUCCCAUAAUGAAUUGGAUUGUGUGAAAUUUCUGGCUUUUCCUUGUUACUGCUAGCAGUAUUCACAGUUGUGAAGUCAGCAAUAUAGUCACAUUUUCAGUAAUAUCUGCCAUCAGAUCAAAAUUGUUCAGCAAGAAAAUUGAAAAGAAAGUUGCUUCUGUUUUCACCCCCCCCACCAAGAAUGUCUAUGGACUCAUUUGACACAUGGUAUGUUGGAGCCAGUUGUUUUUUGUUUGUUUUUGUUUUUUCAAAUAAAUAACAUACUGUCCUUAAACAUGCAUCUCUGUGAAAGUUAUAUCAACAGAUUCAUACUUGCCAAGCAGUGAUAAAGAUGUGAAAUUGUGUUCAAGAAAUAUAAAUUAUUACUACAUUAUUAGCUUUCAUGAAAUUAUCACUGCUAUCUGUGCUCAUCUAUUGUCAUCUUAGAUAUUCAGAGGAGGAUUUCAUUGUCCUUGUAAACUCCAGUCUUUUUAAUUCAUUUUUUGGUGAUAGGUUUUUAGUUUCUGAAUAUUGUGUUAAUUCAUUGUAAUGAGUUAACAAAAUCGAAUCUGCUGCCAGGUUUAUAUUUUCAUUUUGUCUUGAAAUUAUUUAAAAAAAAUAAGAUAACAAUGAAAUUGUAUAUCUAUUGAAUUGAAUGGUUUUAGAAAUACAUAUAUCAGCUUUUCUCAAAACCGUAGAAUUUAUUUUAGCAAAUAAUACAAUUUGAUGAGUCGAAUCUAUAUAGAUUUUGAAAAGAAAUUGAAUGAGAUCUAUAAAUUGUUUAGUUCCCUAGAUUUUAUAUUUUUAAGAGUUACCUCCAUUUAGUCACACAAAUAUGAAGUGGAGGCUGUCACUCAUAGCAUUGGACGUAUUAUUGGUGCUUCCCCUCCUUAAAUCUUCUGUUUGUGAGACAUGUAACUUAAUGUUUUACUGUGUUAUGGCCCUAAUUGUACCCAACUAUAGGUUUUGAAUGAUAAUGCCUUUAUUAUAUAUUUUUUCAUAUGCAUUAUAACUAUUGGUGUACAUAUAAGUUAUCAGUAUGUAUGUUAAGGGCAAUAAAAAUUAAUUUCUAA